Messenger RNA from Penicillium argentinense, 4281 nucleotides. RefSeq names its product cleavage/polyadenylation factor CFT1. Gene Ontology annotation, molecular function: protein binding; nucleic acid binding. Gene Ontology annotation, cellular component: mRNA cleavage and polyadenylation specificity factor complex; nucleus. Lineage: Eukaryota; Fungi; Ascomycota; Eurotiomycetes; Eurotiales; Aspergillaceae. The coding region runs from base 1 to 4281 and encodes 1426 amino acids. The record is from RefSeq and is a predicted model, not a curated record. The transcript is spliced from 5 exons.
AUGCAGUGCUAUACGGAGCUGCUGCCCCCCACGGGGGUCACUCAUGCAUUGGCGGUGCCCUUCACCUCAGCUACCGCAAACAACCUGAUAUUGGUGCGGUCAUCUUUACUGCAAGUAUUUUCUCUGCUCAAACCCUCCGGUCAAACACAACGCGAAGUCUCAGAGACCCACUCAACAACACCUCAACGGUCCGAGGCGAAACUCAUCCUCGAGAAGGAGUAUCAUUUACCGGCCACGGUAACGGAGCUGAGCAAAGUCAAGACUUUGAACACCAAAAGUGGCGGAGAGGCCAUCUUGCUGGCGCUUCGCAAUGCGAAACUCUCCUUGAUUGAGUGGGAUCCCGAGCGCCAUGGAAUAUCCACCAUCUCCAUCCACUACUAUGAACGAGAUGACCUGUCUCGAAGCCCUUGGGCACCGGAUUUAAGCCGCUGUGGUACUAUGCUCAGCGUGGACCCGAGCAGCCGUUGCGCAGUCUUCAAUUUUGGGAUUCGCAACCUCGCGAUUUUGCCGUUCCACCAAGCAGGAGAUGACCUAGUGAUGGAUGAUUACGACUCGGAAAUUGACGGAGAACGCCCUAGCCAGGAAUCUGGAAAUGAAGAACUUGCAGAAAGGAACAAAGACGGGCCCGCACAUCAAACGCCCUAUGCGUCUUCGUUUGUCUUAUCUUUGACGGCCUUCGAUCCUUCAUUACUGCAUCCAGUCAGCCUUGCAUUUCUUUACGAAUACAGGGAACCGACAUUCGGUAUUUUGUAUUCCCAGGUCGCCACAUCGAGUGCCUUGCUCCACGAGAGAAAAGAUGUGAUGUUCUACACCGUCUUCACUCUAGACCUAGAGCAACGAGCUUCUACGACUCUGCUCUCUGUUUCAAGACUGCCGAGUGACUUAUUCAAAGUAGUAGCCCUUCCACCUCCCGUGGGAGGUGCUUUACUGCUUGGAUCCAACGAAAUUGUUCAUGUGGACCAGGCUGGUAAAACGAAUGCAGUAGGCGUGAAUGAAUUCUCUCGCCAGGUCUCAUCGUUUUCAAUGAGUGAUCAGUCCGACUUGGCUUUUCGUCUGGAAGGCUGCGUUGUCGAGCGUCUCGGCGGAGACAGUGGUGAUCUUCUUCUCGCCCUUGCUUCUGGGGAAAUGGCAUUGAUCAAAUUUAAGCUCGAUGGACGUUCGGUCUCAGGCAUGGAAGUCCUCCCUUUAUCAGACCAGGCGGAGCGAAAUUUUUUAAAAUCUGCCGCUUCAUGUUCUGCAUGUUUCGGUGAUGGCAACAUCUUCAUCGGCAGCGAGGAUGCGGACUCGGUACUUCUUGGAUGGUCUCAUUCGUCUGCUUCCAUGAAAAAAGCACGAUUGGAGUCAGGAAAGGGGGGCGAUGGCCCGGGACAUCUGACGGAGGAUGACCAUAUGGAUGACGAUGACCUUUACUCUACAGCACCAGAGAUGAUCCGAGCCGAUCCACGCACAGUCUCGGAGAAUAUAACACCGGAGUAUUAUCAUUUCAAUCUAAAUGAUCGCCUCUCUAGCCUUGGUCCGCUCCGUGACAUCACCAUGGGCAGGUCCUCGUCGGUCACACGGAACCAUAAGCAGGGCCAAAACGAGGACAAGCACCAGAUGCAGAUGACCAACGUAAAAGCCUCCGCCGAACUUGAGUUAGUCGCAGCACAAGGCUCUGAUCAAGCUGGCGGCCUGGUUGUCAUCAAGCGCGAAAUCGAUCCCCAGGUGUCAAUUUCAAUGAAAAUUGACGACGCCGAUGCAGUCUGGUCUGCUACCAUGACGUCCAAGAGGGCAGCCCCUAUGGAUUACAGUGACUCAUCAGAGAGCAAUAUUUCUCGUCAAUAUGUGAUUAUAUCCCGCCCGACGGAAGCGGAAAGGGAGACCUGCGAGGUAUUUGUGGUUCAAGGAUCAGAGCUGAAGCCUUACAAAGCUCCUGAUUUCAAUCCAAAUGAAGACUACACACUUGAUAUUCAACCACUGGCAGGGUCCACUCGCCUCAUUCAAGUCCUACAGAACGAGGUUCGAAGCUACGAUUCAGAAUUGGGAUUGGCACAGAUUUAUCCCAUAUUUGACGAAGACACUGAUGAAGAGCGCGUGGCUGUCAGCGUGAGCUUCGUGGACCCGUUCGUGGUGAUUUUGAGAGAUGACGCUUCUUUGUUACUUCUUCAAGUGGACGAAAGCGGCGACCUUGAUGAAGUUGCACUCUCCGAUGAGAUUUCGGGCUUACAAUGUCGCUCGGUCUGUCUCUACAAUGAUAAGAAUCAGACAUUCACCUCAGCGCCGAACACUGCGGAUAGUGACAGCACGCUCCUUUUCAUACUAACCUCGGAAUUCAAAAUCUCGAUAAUUCGUCUCAGUGAUAUGAAGAUACUGUCUGUCGUCGAAGGUAUUGACAGCUUGCAGCCCGUGCUGUCGGUGGAACCGCCACGGCGGUCAAGCACGAAGGAAACUAUCAAUGAAGUGCACGUCGCCGAUCUCGGUGAUCGCUGGGCCAGUUCGCCCUACUUGAUCGCUCGAACCGACCACGACGACAUUAUUGUCUACAAGCCAGUCGCGAUCCCCACCGGAGCUGGCGGCCAGUCGUUGCAAGAGAUUCGGUUCUUCCGGGAAGCUCAUCACAGCCUUUCAAACGUAACUUCGAAAACACCAUCGGAAGAUACUCAGAACCGGGCAAGACCACUGCGCAGCUUACCUGAUAUUUCUGGAUUCAGUGCGGUUUUCUUGCCGGGUAGCUCCUCUGGUUUCAUUCUGAAGACAGCCACUAGCUCACCACAUUUGGUACAUCUCCGCGGGGACUUUACAAGGUGGCUGAGUAGCUUUGACUCGGCGGAACUUUACUGUGAGAAAGGCUUCAUAUAUGUCGACUCCAGACAUUGCAUCAGAAUCUGCCAAUUACCGACUGAUACUCAGCUGGACCAUUCAUGGACGUUCCGGAAGGUGCCUCUGAACGAGCAAGUUGACUUUCUGGCCUAUUCCACCACAUCGGAAACAUAUGUCGUCGGAACUAGCAGCAAAGUGGGAUUCAAGCUCCCAGAUAACGACGAGUUGCACCCUGAAUGGCGCAAUGAAUCCAUCGACUUUCUCCCCGAGGUUCCUAAGAGUUCUAUCAAGAUGGUCAGCCCAAAGUCAUGGACUGUCAUUGAUAGCUACCCGCUGGAUUCAGCGGAGUAUGUGACAGCGGUGAAGAAUGUCAACAUGGAAGUCUCGGAGAAUACGCACGAGCGCCGAGAUCUCAUUGUGGUCGGAACAUCCAUUGCCAAGGGUGAAGAUAUUCCGGCGCGUGGAUGCAUCUACGUUUUCGAUGUGAUUGAAGUAGUCCCCGAGCCAGAUCGGCCUGAAACGGGCCGCAAGCUGAAGCUAAUCGGCAAAGAACUUGUCAAGGGAGCCGUGACUGCGCUGUCCGGAAUUGGCGGCCAAGGUUUCGUUAUUGUGGCUCAAGGUCAAAAGUGCAUGGUUCGAGGCCUCAAAGAAGAUGGCAGUCUCCUCCCUGUGGCGUUCAUGGACAUGCAGUGCUAUGUCAGUGUGGCGAAAGAACUCAAGGGAACGGGAUUGUGCAUACUGGGAGAUGCAAUGAAGGGUCUUUGGUUUGCAGGUUACUCGGAGGAACCCUACAGAAUGUCUCUUUUCGGCAAGGACCCGGAAUACCUCGAGGUAGUCGCCGCAGACUUCCUGCCAGACGGGAACAAAUUAUACGUUCUAGUUGCCGACAGUGACUGCAACCUGCAUGUGUUGCAAUACGACCCCGAAGGUGUGUUCUACACGAAGAACUUUAGCCCCCUGAAAGACCCCGCUGAUCAAAUUCUUUGCUUCUGUCAUCCAGAUCCCAAGUCAUCCAAUGGAGACCGUUUGUUGAACCGGAGCAAGUUCCACACGGGCAAUUUCGCCUCGACAGUCACCCUCCUACCUCGCACGGCUGUUUCUUCGGAGCUAGUCGAGACCCCGAGUGACGAGAUGGAUAUGGACGAUACACUCACCACUCAUCAAGUCCUGAUCGCCUCGCAGAAUGGAGCCCUGGCACUGGUCACAUCUGUCGCAGAAGAAUCAUACCGUCGACUCUCGGCGCUACAAUCUCAACUCACCAACACGCUCGAGCAUCCCGGCGGAUUGAACCCGCGGGCUUUCCGAGCCGUCGAAAGCGACGGCGCCGGAGGCCGGGGCAUAGUAGAUGGAAAUCUAUUACGACAAUGGCUGAAUCUGGGGAAGCAACGCCAGGCUGAGAUCGCCGGGCGGGUCGGCGCGACGGAGUGGGAGAUCCGAGCCGAUCUCGAGGCUAUCGGCGGAGAUGGGCUGGGGUACCUUUGA